Messenger RNA from Nannizzia gypsea CBS 118893, 1389 nucleotides. RefSeq names its product sulphite efflux pump protein. The transcript has 5 exons. Gene Ontology annotation, biological process: transmembrane transport; sulfite transmembrane transport. The record is from RefSeq and is a predicted model, not a curated record. Gene Ontology annotation, cellular component: plasma membrane. Gene Ontology annotation, molecular function: sulfite transmembrane transporter activity. NCBI's taxonomy places the organism in Eukaryota, Fungi, Ascomycota, Eurotiomycetes, Onygenales, Arthrodermataceae. Bases 1 to 1389 code for a protein of 462 amino acids.
AUGGCCGUCGAGAAGACCCCGGCGACCAGUCCCAUAAUAACAGCGGGCUCGUCCUCUUCCUCCUCUUCCGAUGUUCUCAAGCCGCGCUCUCCUCUUGACGACCACCGACUCUCGUUCAACCAUACCAAAGACCUUCACACUCAUUUGUCAAAACAAGCUUCACACGAAUCUUCCUCUGGUAGGCAAGAUCGAGGGCGUAGCAGAAGCAGAGAGUCGGAGAGAACAGUUGCCCCGGAUAACGACGAGCUCCAAGUCACAGCCAUGCCGUCAGGAUCCGGCUUCCAGAACAUCGAAGAGGGCGGCGAGAAGGCCCGCAAGAGAGACGACUGGAUUGCCAUCUCCAACUUCCACCCAGGAUGGUUCUCCGUAAACAUGGGCACUGGCAUCACAGCCAUCCUGCUCCAAAACCUACCGUACCAGUUUCCCGGACUUCACUACAUCGCCGUCAUCCUCUUCGUUCUCAACGUAAUCAUCUUCUUUCUCUUCCUCUUCAUCUCGAUAACCCGGUAUUGCCUAUGGCCCGACAAGUUCAAGGCCAUGCUUGCUCAUCCCGCUCAUUCGAUGCUUCUUGGAACCUUCCCCAUGGGAUUCGCUACCAUCAUCAACUUAAUCGUCUUCAUUUGUGUACCCGUCUGGGGUGACUGGGCUGCCAGAUUUGCCUGGGGCCUGUGGUGGCUUGAUGCUAUUGUAUCAAUCGCCAUCUGCUACUUUGUGCCCUUCAUGCUAAUGACCAAACAUAGCGCUUCGCUCGAGACGAUGACGGCGGCCUGGUUGCUCCCCAUCGUGGCUCCCGUCGUCGCCGCCGCCUCUGGAGGUGUGGUUGCCGAUGCGUUGACGAACGACACCCACGCUCUCAUCACCAUCCUCGUCUGCUAUGUCAUGUGGGGAUCAGCUGUGCCGCUUGCCAUGGUUAUCAUCGUUAUCUAUUUCCAGCGUCUUGCUAUUCACAAGCUGGUUCCGCGAGCAGCCAUCGUCAGUGCUCUGCUGCCCAUGGGCCCUCUCGGACAGGGUGGCUUCGGUAUGAUGCAGCUCGGUGUCGUAGCUAAGCGUGUCUUCCCAAGACUCGACUUCCUUGCUCCAAUCGCCGGUGACAUCUUCUAUGUCAUGGGUGCAUUCAUCGCCAUGAUUAUGUGGGGAUUCGGACUCAUCUGGAUGUGGUUUGCGCUGGCCAGUUUCACCCGCGGCAAAUUCUACUUCAACAUUGGCUGGUGGGCAUUCACUUUCCCCCUCGGUGUCUUCACCACAGCCACCACGCAGAUGGGCAAGGAGUUCAACUCUCCUUUCUUCGACAUUCUCGGAACUUUCUUCUCUCUUGUUGUUACUUGCAUGUGGGUGCUGGUUUUCGCCUUGACGGUAUAUAAAUCGUGCACCAAGGAGCUCUUCCGAUAG